This is a messenger RNA of Oryza sativa Japonica Group (Japanese rice), 4142 nucleotides long. The record is from RefSeq and is a predicted model, not a curated record. NCBI's taxonomy places the organism in Eukaryota, Viridiplantae, Streptophyta, Magnoliopsida, Poales, Poaceae.
UGCGCGGCGCCGGCUAAACGGCGGCAGCACGCCACCGGCGAUGUCGGCCACGUUCAAACUUCACAGCAUCGGAGUUGGUUUCUAUGUGGAGUAUCGCAGCAGAUCCGAUUCCGAUGCGGCAUUGCGCGUAAUUUGGCUAUAAAUCCGCCGCGGAUUUCCUUCCUCCGCAACGGCGACGGCAAUGGCGCAGCCGAGAGUCAUCCGGGUGCGCGCCCACGACGGGCGCUCCACCACCGUCACGAUCGCCGCCUCCGCCACCGUCAGCGACCUCAGGACGGCGCUCCGUUCCUCCUUCGCUCCCGCGCUGGUUUCCCCCGACUUCCACCUCUUCCUCAAGGGCACCAAGCUCAUCGCCGACGCCAAGGUCGGCAACCUCCCCGUCGGCCCCGGCGAGUCCAUCUCUUUCAUCCCGGUCAACGCCAAGUCAGCGCCGCCGCACCCUCCGUCGUCGAGCGCGCCGAAUCCAUGGAGGAAACGCAAGUUUUCUUGGCACGACGGCGGCGGCGAAGACAUCUACGCCAAGAAGCCGACGAACCCAGCGCCGCCGAGGCCGCUCUCCUGCCAUGGCACCCAACCUCUCGACCCUACCCAAAUGGUGGAGCAUCUCAGGCAAGGGCUCGGGAAGGCCGGACAGAUCACCCAUGUCGAGGAGAUCCCGGGAAGGGAGGCGACGUUCGCCGAACUCCCCGGCCACCUCUCGUCCUCCAUGAGGGACGCGCUGAGAAGCAUCGGCGUCACCAAGCUGUACGCCCACCAGGCGCAGGCCGUGCAAUCCGCCGUCUCCGGCGAGCACGUCGUGGUGUCCACCUCGACGUCGAGCGGCAAGUCGCUGUGCUACAACAUCCCCGUCCUCGAGUCCAUCUCCCAGAGCUCCGCGCCAUGCGCGCUCUACAUCUUCCCCACCAAGGCUCUGGCCCAAGACCAGCUCAAGACACUGCUCGAGAUGAAGCCGGCGUUCCGCUCAGACUUCGACGUCAGCAUCUACGACGGCGACACCGCCAUGAAAGACCGGACAAGGAUCAGGAACACCGCGAGGCUGCUGAUCACCAACCCUGACAUGCUCCACAUGUCGAUCUUGCCAUGCCAUGCUCAGUUCAAGAGGGUCCUCUUCAACCUCAAGUACAUUGUCAUCGACGAGGCGCAUUCCUACAAGGGCGCAUUUGGCUGCCACGCUGCGUUGAUUCUGAGAAGAUUAAAGCGCAUCUGUUCAUAUGUUUAUGGAAGCAAUCCAACAUUCAUAUUCUGCACCGCGACAUUGGCCAAUCCGAGGGAGCAUGUCAUGGAGCUGGCAAAUCUUGAUCGAGUCGUGCUGGUUGAUAAUGACACGAGUCCUUGCGGCUCAAAGAACUUCCUCCUGUGGAAUCCGCCAUUGCAAUUGGCGAAAGCAGAAGACAGAAGACCAAACCCAGUACUAGAGGUUUCCUAUCUGUUCGCCGAGAUGGUUCAGCAUGGGCUUCGUGCCAUCGCCUUCUGCAAGACGAGGAAGAUGUGUGAGCAGGUGCUAAUGCAGACGCGUCAGAUUCUUAAGGAGACAGCUGCAGAAUUGGUGAAUUCUAUCUGUGUCUACCGUGGUGGCUAUGUUGCGAGUGACAGGAGGAAGAUCGAGGCUGAUCUCUUCGGUGGAAUUCUUCGCGGCGUCGCGGCUACCAAUGCUCUUGAGCUGGGGAUCGAUGUCGGGCACAUCGAUGCGACGCUGCACCUGGGAUUUCCUGGAAGCAUGGCUAGCUUCUGGCAGCAGGCAGGGAGAUCAGGGAGAAGAGCAAAGCAGUCCAUAGCUGUUUAUGUAGCCUUUGAGGGUGCUCUUGACCAGUACUUCAUGAGAUCACCACACAAGCUGUUUGGCAAGCCCAUUGAGCACUGCCAGGUUGAUUCACAAAACCGCAAGGUUCUUGAACAGCAUCUCGCUUGCGCCGCUUCUGAAUAUCCACUGCGUCAGGAACAUGACGAGAGCUACUUUGGUUUUAGCAUGAACAGUGUUUUGAUGACACUGAAAGAUAAGGGCUGUCUCAUGAACAAUCCAUCUGGAGGAGAUUCAGGCGUGUGGAAGUAUAUUGGACCUGAUAAAAAACCUUCUCAUAGUGUAAGCAUACGGGCAAUUGAGCAUCACAGGUACAAGGUGAUCGACAGGAGAAGCAAUCGAGUUCUUGAAGAGAUUGAGGAAAGCAAGGCUUUCUUUCAGGUGUAUGAUGGUGCUGUCUACAUGCACCAAGGUGUCAGCUACUUGGUUGAUAAGCUUGAUCUGACAUCAAGGAUAGCUUACUGCAAGGUGUUUGAUCUGAACUACUACACCAAAGUUCAGGACUACACUGAAAUCAGUUUCAUUGGAGGUGAUGUUGAUGAACAUCCUGCGAGUGAGUGUAAACCUGACAUCAGGAGGACAACAGCUCAAGCAAAUGACUGCAGGGUGACAACCAAAUGGGUUGGCUUUGAUCGGAUAUUGAAGUCAAACAACCAGAAAUCCGACAGCAUUAACCUUGAUCAUCUACCUCCAUACUCCUUUGAAACUCAAGCCGUUUGGGUACAGAUUCCUGUGUCAGUAAGGACGACUAUGGAGCAGAUGGAAUAUCAGCUCUGUGGUGGUGUACACGCUGCUUCUCAUGCGCUUCUAAGUAUAAUACCUCUGCACAUGAUGUGCAGUGGUUCUGAUCUAGGAACACAAUGUGCAGAGCCUCAAGAAAAUUCUGAAACUGCAGACAGAAUUCUGUUGUACGACAAACAUCCCGGUGGCAUCGGCUUAGCAUCACAGGCCAAGCUGCUCUUUGGUGAGCUUCUGGUUGCUGCUUUAGAGCUUGUUUCAUCAUGCAGCUGCACCAACUCUGAUGGGUGUCCAAAUUGCAUCCAAUCAUUUGCAUGCAGUGAUUACAAUAGGGAUUUGGACAAGGAAGCUUCAAUUUUUCUUCUCAAGGGCGUAAUUCAGUAUGAAAAGUUGUAUUUUGAAGCCAUAGAUGGUUGUUACCAGAGCUGAAGUGCAAAUGACCUAGUACAAGAUAUAUUUGGAUGUAGCACCAACUAACGUGUUUGUUAUAGGUGCCAAUAGAACUUGAGUGGAAAAUAAUGUUAGCGAAUAUUUGGUUGUAGUGUAGGACACUGCAAAAUGCAAAUGGUAGUACCGAACAAAAUUUGCGUAUCCUUUUAUCGCUAUGAUGUAUUUUAGUAUUUUUACACUAGUCGUUAAUAUUUUUGCAGUCAGUCUGAUACUCCGAUGCUGCAGUGAUGCUUAUAUUUUUAUCUUCUGUUUUUAGUAGACUCAUCAUUAUUUUUGGGCCUAUUAUUACUUGAGGCUUCUCUAAUCCUACUAGUAUUACAAAUUUUUUUCUUUGAUAGGAGUAUUACAACUAUAGUCUAUUGCUAGUGCAUACUUGUAGUUGUGGCCUUGGUGAGCUCCUGUUUCAGUUAACUCUUGUUCAGUGGCCGCAAGGCCCUCAAGUAGCAGUGGCUGUGUGUUCUGUACGAAUUCAGUGUACUGCUUUACAAAUUUAGAUGGAGUUGUUUUUUGUGUACAAUAACAAGAAAUAUUUUAUUGGUCAGGCCUAGUUUCUGUGAUGUCCUAGAACAGAUAGCUAGUGUGUCUGAAUUCUGAAACUAAUUUCCUUGAUCAUUCAGCUCGUCAGAAAAGUGGCCUGUUUAUGCCUAAUGGCUGAUAAUUUGGUGAAGAGGGGAUGGCCACAUGAGGAGAGCUGUGCUCUCUGUCAGUGAGAACAGGAGGACUGCCAGCACCUAUUUGUCUCAUGUCAGUUUACAGGGCGAGUUUGGAAGCUAGACAGCAUUUUCGGACGGGCUACAGGGAGCUCUUCGACACUGUUUUCAUGCUCACAUGCUGGUUCAUCUGGAAAGAGCGUAACGGGAGGAUUUUCGAGCACAGAUCAAGAGCACCUGAACAGCUAGUGCAUGACAUAAAGGAGGAACUAAUGAUCUGGAAGAUGGCGGGAGUUUUCUCGCUUGUUAGUAGGGAGGCUCUACCUCACUGCCGCUGCGACAGGGUUCUGUCGUUGUAAGCAAACAAUUUUCGUUUAUUUUACUCCUAAUCUUAAUGAAAUUGGUCGACCGAACCUUUCGGCCUACCCGGCACAAAAGAAGAGUGGCAUGUUCUCUUUCUUUGCCUGAAACUGAAGGCUCUCUCUCUCUGAAGCGUUAAUUUCAAC